Phlebotomus papatasi is the source of this 3709-nucleotide messenger RNA. RefSeq names its product bumetanide-sensitive sodium-(potassium)-chloride cotransporter (gene NKCC). The transcript is spliced from 13 exons. The record is from RefSeq and is a predicted model, not a curated record. Gene Ontology annotation, molecular function: sodium:potassium:chloride symporter activity. NCBI's taxonomy places the organism in Eukaryota, Metazoa, Arthropoda, Insecta, Diptera, Psychodidae. Gene Ontology annotation, cellular component: membrane. The coding region runs from base 479 to 3577 and encodes 1032 amino acids. Gene Ontology annotation, biological process: cell volume homeostasis; chloride transmembrane transport; potassium ion import across plasma membrane.
AUGAGUGACGAAACCAGCUCACUGGACAGAAGCUAUUGGAGCAACAGACGUCAAGAGAGCUCCACACACGUUGUCUGUUUGUUAUCCCAAUUUGCGAAUCGCGGCCGCCCCGGCUAACUCGAGGCUGAUGGUGAGGAUAUAAAAUGAGCAGCUCUGGGGCCUUCUGGAUUCAAUCACUCUGUGAUCUUCUGCCGAAACACUUCCGUGGAAAAUUGUGCGCGACAUUUACACUUGCACUUUUUCUCCCUCCGAGAAGCCAAGAGUGAUUAAUUUCUAAUACUCCAGUGAUCUUUUCAUUCUCACCUUUUGACUUGAGUGAAUUUCUUGUGAAGUGACAACUUUUCCAAUAACACUAUAUGCGACUUGUGUGAAGAAAAUGUGGUUUAGUUGGUGAGAAAAGCUUCAGGACUGAACAUUCUAAUCUUGCGAUUGAAAGACAAUUUGUGAGACAUUCUUCUUGGGAAGUGAGUGAAUAAAAAUGAAGGAUCGCUUUAAGGUGUUUCGUGUUGGUGAAGAUUCUGAGCCACCAUCUGAAAAUGGCACUUAUAGAAAUGAGAGCCCUGAAGAACCUAAAAGAAAAUCAAUCUGCGACAUGGAUGGUAUUAGAAAGAAAAGUCUUGCUCAAUUAACAAGAGAGGCCCUGCCACGUCUCGACAACUAUCGCAUAUCCAAGAGGGCUCUCAAGAGACCAUCUCUCGGUGAACUCCAUGGUGAGUUGGACCAAAAAACGGAUGCUCCAGAUGAGACUACGGUCCCCUCCACAGAACACCAUGGCAUCAAAUUGGGAUGGGUUCAAGGUGUCUUAAUCCCAUGCCUUCUCAAUAUUUGGGGUGUAAUGCUCUUCCUGCGUCUCACGUGGGUGGUAUCUCUGUCUGGAAUUGGUCAGACCAUCGUUAUCAUCGGAAUCUCCUAUUUUGUAUGCUUUGUUACCACACUCUCGCUUUCGGCCAUCAGCACAAAUGGCGAAGUAAAAGGUGGUGGAAUUUACUAUAUCAUCUCACGAUCCUUGGGUCCAGAAUUUGGUGCUUCUGUUGGUAUUGUUUUUGCAUUUGCCAAUGCUGUGGCAGCCUCCAUGAAUACUAUUGGAUUCUGCAGUUCUCUGAACGAUCUCCUGAAGUCCUAUGACCUGAAGAUUGUCGAUGGAGGCGACAAUGACAUUCGUAUUGUUGGAGUAGUAGCUAUAACAGUGAUGAUUAUCAUUUGUGCUGUUGGAAUGGAGUGGGAGUCCAAGGCACAAAACUUCCUCAUAGCCAUUAUCUUAGUGGCCAUAGUUAACUUUAUUGUGGGAAUCAUCAUUGGUCCUAGUAAUGAGACAGAAAUAGCUGAAGGAUUCGCGGGAAUGAGUUUAGCACUGUUUAAGGAAAACUGGGGUUCUGAUUACAGAUUUAGCGAAGGACUCAAUCAGAACUUCUUCAGUGUCUUUGCUAUUUUCUUCCCUAGUGUCACAGGGAUUCAGGCUGGUGCAAAUAUUUCUGGUGAUCUCAAAGAUCCUGCUACGUCUAUUCCCAAAGGAACGAUAUGCGCUCUCAUCUUAUCAAUGAUUUCCUAUCUGAUUUUCGUCUUUUUUGCCGGAUCUGGAGGUCUUAGGGACGCUUCUGGCCUGAUUUCUGAUAUCGGUCAUAAUGGAACACUUGACUGUGUUGCUAAUUUGACUUGUGAAUGGGGUCUCCACAAUUCCUAUACCAUGAUGCAAGUAAUGUCUGGCUGGUGGCCGCUGAUUUAUGCUGGAUGCUUCGCAGCGACUCUUAGCACAGCUCUGACAAAUCUCCUCUCUGUUCCACGUCUCAUUCAAGCUCUAGGAAUCGACAGGAUCUAUCCAGGAUUGAUCUUUUUCUCAAAAGGUUACGGACGUAAUGGAGAGCCUUACCGAGGAUAUGUGCUUACAUUCUUUGUCUCCGCUAGUUUUCUCCUAAUUGCUGAACUGAAUCUCAUUGCUCCGCUAAUUUCAACCUUCUAUCUCGCUUCUUAUGCCCUGAUUAAUUUCUGCACGUUCCAUGCGGCGCUCAUAAAGCCUUUAGGAUGGCGCCCAACAUUCAAGUACUACAACUUAUGGGUCAGUCUCAUCGGAUUCCUACUCUGUGUAGCCAUUAUGUUUUUAAUUGAUUGGGUGUCAUCUCUAAUAACUUUCGGUAUCAUCUUUGCCUUGUACCUCCUGGUUGUGUACAGGAAGCCUGACGUCAAUUGGGGAUCUUCCACUCAAGCUCAAACCUACAAAACUGCCCUCUCUUCAGCUCUGAGGCUUCAACAUAUUGGUGAUCAUGUUAAGAACUACCAUCCUCAAAUUCUAGUAUUGGCGGGUAAACCCCAACACCGUCCUCCUCUAAUCGAUCUGGCUAAUCUUAUUACGAAACAUAAUUCUCUGAUGAUUGUUGGCGAAGUUAUUCCUCAGAAAAUCUCAUACAAGUCUCGCUUGGCAAAUAUCAAGGAAGGACAGAAAUGGCUCAAAGCACGCAAGACAAAGGCUUUCUAUAACGUCGUAGACGGUUUUACAAUUGAGGAAGGUGUUCGAGCGCUUAUUCAAGCUUCUGGUUUUGGUAAAUUAGCACCCAAUUUAUUGCUUAUGGGCUACAAAAAUGAUUGGAAGACUUGCAAUCAGGAAGAACUCGUAUCCUACUUCAACAUUCUUCACGGUGCCUUUACCAAUCGUCUGGCUGUGGCUAUUCUGAGACUACCCAAUGGAACAGACUUCUCCCAUCUCAACGUCGAAAUUCCCAAUACGCCCAUCCAUGGAGGAUUAACAGCCAGCAACAGUUCAGUUAAUUUGGGUGUUAUGGAUGUACACGAUGUACAUAUGACUGGAGAUCUUUUAACUAUAAAGAAUCGUAUCAUGCACGCAGAUUCAAAUCUCAAUCUCGCGGCGCUGGGGACAAGUACUCAGAAUUCUCUAACCAUUCCCAUGCCUCCUCCAAUGCCCAAUCAACGAGCCCUACGGGAAGCUAUGGCCAGGAAUGAUAUUGUAUACUCGACCAGAGGGGGAUCCUGUGUACCCAAGCACAUCUUAGAUGCAUUGGGAAUUUUCCACACGAAGCAAGAAAAUAGAACGAUUGAUGUAUGGUGGCUUUAUGAUGAUGGAGGUCUCACUAUGCUCCUGCCUUACAUUAUCUCCACUCGGAAUUCAUGGGCAAGCAGUAAAAUUCGUGUAUUUGCUCUGACAAACCGACGCAUGGAAUUGGAAAUGGAAGAAAGAAACAUGGUCAAUUUGCUGAACAAGCUACGUAUUGAUUUCUCAUCUCUCACGAUGGUCGAGGGUGUUACGGACAAACCAAAAGACGAAACUAUUCGGAUGCAUGAAAGGAUCCUCAAUAGUUUUCUCGAGGGACAAGGAGGAGACUAUGUGGUAACUGAGGGAGAGAGAGCUCGUUUGCAGGACAAGACCUACCGGCAGCUGCGUCUCCGGGAGAUGCUGCAACAGCACUCAAAAGAUGCCUCCCUUGUUGUCAUGUCCCUGCCGAUGCCACGUCAAGAUACAGUAUCAGCACCCCUGUAUAUGUCCUGGCUUGAGAUUCUGACCAAGGAUAUGCCACCAUUCCUUCUUGUGCGUGGCAAUCAAACAUCCGUCCUCACAUUCUACUCCUAGUUAUUAUACAUAUCUCAAAUUCCAAAUAAAAAAAGAGGAAACUUAGGCUAAGGUAAAAAGAAAGAGAUUUCUCAAUUUGAAAUUCAUUGUUCAGAACUGAAUUCAAAAGAAUACAGAAUAUAUAAUUAGAUA